Molecule: messenger RNA, 1645 nt
Organism: Lindgomyces ingoldianus
Lineage: Eukaryota; Fungi; Ascomycota; Dothideomycetes; Pleosporales; Lindgomycetaceae
Exons: 5
Coding region: 214-1410 (398 amino acids)
Molecular function (GO): protein binding
Source: RefSeq, a predicted model, not a curated record
CUCAGCCAGCAACCAGGGACUGACUUCUCACUAAAAUCCCCACCACUCACUGACACCCGUACUGCCAUAUAAGCGCUCUGAGAAGUCUUCUAGCAAAUCUCUCUUACUUCCUAUAUUCUUGAGACCUUUCUUUGGUGCUUUUGUCUUUUCCUUUCCUCCCCCACUCUCCAGCAGCUACCCCGCUUUGGAAGGAAACCAGAGUGAAUACCAGCCAUGGCAGCACCAACCCCCCCUCAACCACCAGUGUCCCCAGACUCUGGUCCUACGGAUCCGACGCUUCCAAAACUUCCGGCGGGCUGGAUAGCUCAAUGGGAUAACCAAUCUCGUAAAUAUUACUACGUGCAAAUCAGCACCGGCGUCUCCCAAUGGGAACUGCCCACCAGCGAGGCCCCAGUCGGCCCUAGCGCGAACGGCGGCACGCCCGCGCAACCUACAAAUCCGCAUGACAAGCCUGCGGAAGGAACCCAAGGUCCUGAGGCGGGUGAUGGUACAAGAGGGGUUGAUGGCCCGACAGGCGAUCGUGCUGGAGGACUUGGGGGUCUUGCACUGAACGCUCUUACAGGCGGCGGAAAGCAGUCACAUGGUAGUGGUGGACAUGGAGGCGGCUCAGGGAACCUUGUUGGUCAGCUUGCGGGAUCAUUGUUGGGUGGCGGAAAGCAAUCGCAUGGUAGCAGCGGACACGGCGGAGGGGGCACCGCGGGCAUUGUGGGCUCCCUCGCGACAGGCCUGUUAGGAAGCGGGAAGCAGAGCCAUGGAAGCCAAGGCCAGUCUGGACAUGGGGGACCGGGAGGCCUUGGUGGGAUCCUUGGAGGCGUGCUUGGAGGCGGAUCUCAUAGCAAACCCUCUACCAAUUACGGUUACAACCACGGUGUACAGACGUCCUCAGGCGGAACCUACACCGGCCAAGCCCCACCUACAUCCUACCAGCCCGGAGGCCAACACGGUCCCCCAAGCUCCCACAACUACUCUUCUCCACCACCCGGCGGAUACGGACAAUCUACCCAAACCCCUCAACACACCCCUCAAGGUCAGACUGGCUAUGGAAGUCAACCUCAGCAAUACCCGCCGCCAGGCGGCCACAACUACGACCAACAUCAACACAACCAAUAUGGCGCACCCCACGGCGGCCAGCAAGGCCAUAAUCAAUACCCACCGCCGCCAUCGCAGCACCCGAGUUACGGUCAACCUGGCUAUAGUGGAGGAGCACCGCAGUAUCCUGUGUCACCGGGCCAUCAAGGGAGCUAUCCACCAUCCAGUGGCGGACACGGGCCGUAUGAUAACAGCCACAGCCAAGGCUAUCCUGGACAACAAGGUGGCUAUGGAACACAGGGACCACCUGCCUACGGAAAUCAAGCUGGGUACGGCGGACCGAGUCAUCAGUCGCCGCAGCCGCCGGCGCCCGGAUGGUAGACUUGUUCGGAUUCUUUAUGGUUGAAGCCUUUUUAUGAUGCGGGAUUAAGGGACUGGGGUGGGAGCUUUUCUUUUCUGUGGCGGAUUUUUCAGAGCAAGCUCAUUUAUUCCCUCCAAAUAGUUGUCCUGCGUGGUGAUGGGUGCUGUACCUGUUCAUAUCUUCUUCUCCUUUGCUCAUGCUGUUUGACUUUGAGGCACGGCUUGUAGAUUGAAUGACAAAAAAUUUUGUUUCAUA